GUUUGCAAAUGAGUAGUUUUAAGGUGAUUAAAAAUGAUGAAGUUAGUUCAAUUUGUCGUAACAAAAAGCCUAAAUCCAGGAGCCUGCCUGUUUGUUCUUCUUCACUCACCUAAUUCUUCUUCUUCAACAAUGGCUAUGUUCUGCUAACAUAGAAUAGAAUAGAUCCAACGCAACUAUUACUCUUUCAGCUUUAGCCAAAAAACGCUUCAGCUCCUUACUGUUUCAAUUUAAACGAAAAAUGCGGCCAUUGUACCCAUCAUACUCCCCUAAUUCCCUUCUGGGGAACUUCCAAUUACACCUUGCUACACCUCACCAUUCAUCUUAGACCCAAUGUUUCCAGCUAAACCACAUCACUAGCAGCAAUCAAUUGAAUGUUUCGCCAUGCGAAUCUGCUGCGUCUAUCAACUACUGCUUGCCCUUUUGGUUGUAGUAACUCUUAUUCCCGUGGCACUUGGUGAUCUAGACUCUGAUAAACAGGCCCUUCUUGCCUUUGCUUCUGCAGUUCCCCAUGGCCCGAAGUUCAACUGGAGUCUUGCCACUCCUAUAUGGUCAUCUUGGGUAGGCAUUACUUGUAGUGAAGAUGGAGCCCGUGUAGUCGCUGUACGACUUCCAGGAGUUGGACUCACUGGUCCACUCCCACAAAAUACUCUUGGAAAGAUCGAUUCUCUAAGGAUUAUCAGCCUUCGAGCUAAUCGACUCAAUGGAAAUCUUCCUGUGGAGAUCACCUCACUUUCUUCCCUCCAAUGCCUCUUCCUCCAGCAAAAUAACUUCUCUGGACCUAUUCCUUCUUCUUUUCCAAAUAAACUGAAUGUUUUGGACCUUUCAUGUAAUUCCUUUAUUGGUAAGAUUCCUGUAACUCUUCAGAAUUUGACUCAACUAACUGGGUUGAGCUUGCAGAACAACUCGCUGUCUGGACCAAUUCCCAGUCUCACCCUCCCAAGGCUAAGACAUUUAAAUUUAAGCUACAACAGUCUUAAUGGUUCCAUUCCAUCAGCCCUCCAACAGUUCCCCAACUCUUCAUUUGAAGGUAACUCACUCUUGUGUGGGCUACCCUUAAAUCCAUGUUCCCCUCUUUUACCACCAGCCCCUUCCCCAAACAUUCCUCCAAAACGAAGCUCAAAGAAAAAACUGAAAUUAGGCAUUAUUAUUGCUAUUGCUGCUGGAGGGGCUAUGCUCCUCUUUCUGGUAAUUCUGGUCAUGUAUUUGUGCUGUCGGAAAAGGAAAGAAAGCAAUGUGCUGAAAAGGAAGUCUUCAAGUGAAAAGCCCAGGGAAGAGCUUGGUAGUGGGGUACAAGAGGCUGAUAGAAAUAAGCUGCUUUUCUUUGAAGGCUUCUCUUACAAUUUUGAUCUUGAGGACUUGCUGAGGGCCUCUGCUGAAGUGCUAGGAAAGGGGAGUUUUGGAACUGCAUACAAGGCUAUUUUAGAGGAGUCAACAACAGUAGUAGUAAAAAGAUUAAAAGAAGUCAUUGUUGGGAAGAAGGACUUUGAACAGCAGAUGGAAAUUAUUGGUAGAGUUGGGCAACAUCCAAACACUGUCCCUUUACGUGCUUAUUAUUACUCCAAGGAUGAGAAGCUACUUGUCUAUGAUUAUUUCUCAAGCGGCAAUUUGUCUGUACUCUUGCAUGGAAGCCAUGCUUCUGCUGGAAGAACUCCACUGGACUGGGAAUCAAGAGUGAAAAUAUCACUUGGAGCAGCACGAGGAAUCGCCCAUAUUCAUUCAAUUGGUGGUCCAAAAAUUAGUCACGGAAAUAUAAAAUCGUCUAAUGUACUCCUCCUCAACCAAGAUAUGGGUGCUUGUGUUUCUGAUUUUGGUUUAGCGCCAGUUAUGAACUUCGCUGCAGCACCAGCUCGCCAUCCAGGUUAUCGGGCUCCUGAGGUGAUUGAAACAUGGAAGCACACUCAUAAAUCAGAUGUGUACAGCUUUGGUGUCCUAAUGCUUGAGAUGCUAACAGGCAAGCAGCCUAUUCAAUCACGAGGGCGUGAUCACAUGGUUGAUCUUCCUAGGUGGGUCCAGUCAGUUGUCAGGGAAGAAUGGACCGCUGAGGUCUUUGAUGUCGAGUUGAUGAGAUUUCAAAACAUCGAAGAGGGGAUGGUGCAAAUGCUACAAAUUGCUAUGGCAUGUGUUGCAAGAGUUGCAUACAUGAGACCCACCAUGCAUGAAGUUGUUAGAAUGAUACAAGACGUCCGCCAAUCCGACUCCGAUAAUCGCCCAUCUUCAGAAGACAAUAAAACUGUGCAGACCCCUUGAUUCUUUUAUUUGGAUUUCUGAGUUACAACUUGUAAGUCCUCAGAUAUUCAACAGCAUUUGUGCC
Molecule: messenger RNA, 2311 nt
Organism: Lycium ferocissimum
Lineage: Eukaryota; Viridiplantae; Streptophyta; Magnoliopsida; Solanales; Solanaceae
Product: probable inactive receptor kinase At5g58300
Exons: 3
Coding region: 382-2247 (621 amino acids)
Biological process (GO): protein phosphorylation
Molecular function (GO): protein kinase activity; ATP binding
Source: RefSeq, a predicted model, not a curated record